AGAGAGCUGUAUAGGGGAUCAGCUCCCAUAUACUAUGAAUGAUGUUACAGGGAAAAUGCGUAGAAGCAGGAGAGCUGCCACUGCACCAGAACCAGAUGUGCCCGACGAGGUGUCGGCACAGGAUGAGGCGCCUGCCCCGAGGAGGCGGGGUAGGAGGCCUAGAGCUGCUCAAGUAGAGGAGCAGCCAACCCCAGUACAGGAACAGUCCUUUAUGGCACAGGGUCCCAUGGACCCCAUGGCAGCUACUCUAGCUGGUCUGCAGAGAACCAUCGACAUGAUGGCUCAGUAUAUGGUCCAUCCUCCACAGCAGCAGCAGUCCACCGCACCAAGAGAGGAAUCUUACAAACAGAUCAUCAACUUCAAGAAGUUGGUGCCUGGUACCUAUGAUGUGUCAGACGAUGCAUAUCGGUUUUUGGAUUCUCGCAUGUGCAGAACAGAAUUACGAUUGGUCGAUAGAAGACUGAUAGAGUAUAGAGAUCGAUUCUGUGUGGAUGACAAUGGAAGAGCAAAGAAGAACAAAGCAGAGGGUUCUCGUGUCCCACCCAUGGCUACUACAGCAUGCAGAAAAGAGACCACUGAUUCAGGAGGUACAUGA
Hevea brasiliensis (rubber tree) is the source of this 595-nucleotide messenger RNA. RefSeq lists its product as uncharacterized. The record is from RefSeq and is a predicted model, not a curated record. NCBI's taxonomy places the organism in Eukaryota, Viridiplantae, Streptophyta, Magnoliopsida, Malpighiales, Euphorbiaceae. The transcript has 4 exons. Bases 35 to 595 code for a protein of 186 amino acids.